Messenger RNA from Plasmopara halstedii, 947 nucleotides. RefSeq lists its product as uncharacterized. The transcript has a single exon. The coding region runs from base 475 to 654 and encodes 59 amino acids. The record is from RefSeq and is a predicted model, not a curated record. Lineage: Eukaryota; Oomycota; Peronosporomycetes; Peronosporales; Peronosporaceae.
UCCUUCUGCACUUCAGGCUUUUGACUUUUUACAUUUGUUUUGGCGGUUUUCGCCACUUUCGGUGAUGUUUUCCGGACUGCCACGUCGCUCUUACGCUUCCUAUCGUCCUUCUUCUCUUUCUUCUCCUUCUCCUUUUUCUUCUUUUCUUUCUUCUUCUCUUUCUUUUUCUUCUUGACUUUUUCUUCUUCUUCCAAUACAUCUUCCAUCUCUUCAUUCUCCUCGUCCAUUCUUUCAUCAUCCUCAUCCACAUCGAUUUCUUGUGGCACAAGUUCUGGUGGCGGUGGUUCCAACGUUGGGUCAAGAUCAGAUGGUACCAUAUGAGGUGGUAUACGUAUGUCUUCAGGCUGAGAAAGAUACUCUUCAACUUCAUGUAGAGCAAAUUCCAGUUCGUCCAUCGUUCCCUUCUUUUUCAUCAAAUGCUGUGGAUGGCCCUUAAGAAACUGAUCUUUUUGAGAACAAUUCCAUGGCCGCAAAAUGCCUUUUUUGAGCACCACAAGUGAACUAGAUACAGUACCAGUUAGUUGUUAUUGGUAUCAUGCCCUUUCACACUGGAGUGUAUACAUACAAAUUAUGCGAGCCAAAGUAAUAGACAACAACAAAGUCGCUGGGAAAGUCUCGUGCUUUCUUGAGAAUGCUCCGGUGGCCACUUCCUAGGAUAUGUAAGUUUGGACGGAGCUUAAACACGUCACAGAUGUAGACAGGCCACCAAGGGUACCCCUCUAAGAUGUACCAACCCAAUGAGUUGGGCAUCACUUUCUCCAUCUUUUCGCUCUAGGUGUGAAUCAAACGAAAUUGCUCGUUCAGGGGACUUGGUGAGCAUGCUAUUUCACCGGUUGAUGUUGUAUAUAAGGAAUGUGAUGUUGACCACAAUGGUCAAUACCAUCAAAUUAGUGGCUGCAAUCCUCCCCCUCCCUCACUCAUCGGCUCGUGAUCCUAAAAAAGCAAUA